UUGCCCCAGGUCUGGGCACUAGGCCAAUUCUCACCCUCCAGCCAGGGUUAAACAUUAGCAGGAGGUUAUCAACGCUGUAUAGAGGAGGGUGAGGGGGAAUUAAAAUUUCACCAUCUUCUCUGCGGGCGUCACCAGUCCCCACGGAGCCCAGACAAUGCCUGUGGAGGAGUUCGUGGCUGGUUGGAUCUCUGGAGCUCUGGGUUUGGUCCUGGGACACCCCUUUGAUACUGUAAAGGUGCGUCUGCAGACCCAGACCACGUACCAGGGCAUUACUGAUUGCAUGGUGAAGAUUUACCGCCAUGAGUCGAUUCUGGGCUUCUUCAAGGGCAUGAGCUUCCCCAUCGCGAGCAUAGCUGUGGUCAACUCUGUGCUGUUCGGGGUAUACAGCAACUCCCUGCUGGCACUCACCGCAACCUCCCAUCGGGAACGGCGGGCUCAGCCACCCAGCUACACACAUGUCUUCAUAGCAGGCUGUGCUGGGGGGUUCAUGCAGGCCUACUGCCUGGCUCCUUUUGACCUCAUCAAAGUCCGGCUACAAAACCAGACAGAGCCAAGAGCAAAGCCGGGGAGCCCCCCACCCCGGUACCGGGGGCCUGUGCACUGUGCAACUUCCAUCUUCCAGAAGGAGGGGCCACGGGGGCUCUUCCGAGGAGCCUGGGCCCUGACACUGAGGGACACCCCCACACUGGGAAUCUACUUUGUUACCUAUGAAGCACUCUGUCGCCAGGGUACACCAGAGGGCCAAAAUCCCAGCUCUUCCACAGUGUUGGUAGCAGGGGGCUUCGCCGGCAUCACCUCCUGGAUCACAGCCACGCCCUUGGACGUGAUCAAGUCCCGGAUGCAGAUGGACGGGCUGACACGGAAGGCGUACCAGGGCUUGCUGGACUGUGUGGUGAGCAGCAUGCGGCAGGAAGGCCCGGGGGUCUUCUUCCGCGGCCUCACCAUCAACAGUGCCCGUGCCUUUCCCGUCAACGCUGUCACCUUCCUCAGCUAUGAAUAUCUUCUGCGCUGGUGGGGUUGAGAUGAGGCUCAGGCAAUGCCAGUAGCUCCCAGCAGGCCCAGUCCUGCCUACCAAUGUGAGAUUGGGCUGGAAUUAGAGACCAAUUUGAAACCACCAUUUGCAGUUCCAGCUAGGAGGCUCAGCUCUUCUGAAUCAAGGCACCUCCUAUCAGCCAGCGGCCAACAGUGGUGCUGGAUUCAGCCUACCAUGACAAUCUGUAAGGUCUGUGGAGCAAAGAGCGCAGGCACAAGGGGACUAACAGUGUGCUGGGGGCAUCCCAGCCCCUGCGCCUCCUGAAGAGCUCUGGAGACUCUGCUUCUGGCACCAUCCAACCCCCUGCUGCCUCCCAUCUCCCCUUCUUUCACACCUCUCACUAACCCUCACCUUAACCUUCACGACUCAGUGUGACCUUGAUAUCUCCUCCCUCUAGAAUCCUUCAGUGGCUCCCACCACCCUUAGGAAAAAGCCCAAACUCCUCCACCACCUGGGCCCUCCUCCCUACUAGGCUUUGUUCUCCCUUAGUGGCUUCUUGGGCCUUGAACAAGCUGUGUUUUGUCAUCACCCUGGCCUAGAAGGCUUAUUUCCUCUUGACCCUGGGUGGGAGGUGACCCCAUCCUUCUCCAAGACCCAGGCUGAGCACUCAGUCCCUUGGAGUCCUUUCUUGGCUCUUCUCCUCACCCUAGGCUGACUUUGGGAUGCCCAGGCACCCUGCUCACAUUUUAUGAUCAUAGCGCUGCCUGUGCCACUUCAGAGUUGUUGGUUUGCUUGUAGACCAUGGUGAGCUCCCUGAGGUCAGGGACUGUACUUCUGAUUGGUUCUCAAGGUAAAGCCCUCUGCUUGGAUGGACACAAAUUGUGUAAAUGCUUGUUAAAUGAAGUGUCCAUUGCACUCCUGGCCAGUCUCUCCCCUCUCCAGUUGCAAACACCUGCUUCCUUAGUCCUGCCACACGCAUUUGUCCAUAAUCCUCCCAGGUCCCAUUUGCCUGCCCUGAACUCUCUUGAGGUCAUCUGCCAUGGAGUGGUCCCAGAAGUUGACGGGUCUGCCUUGCCCACUCUGAGCUGAUGGCACUUGUUUUUUAUCCAUCUCAAUUGCUAAGUGGGAAUGAUAAACUGGCUAAGAGGGUUAUUUUAAUGACAAUAAAACUGAGUAUAGUUUGUAUCCA
Messenger RNA from Otolemur garnettii (small-eared galago), 2162 nucleotides. RefSeq names its product solute carrier family 25 member 45 (gene SLC25A45). Gene Ontology annotation, biological process: transmembrane transport. Lineage: Eukaryota; Metazoa; Chordata; Mammalia; Primates; Galagidae. Gene Ontology annotation, molecular function: transmembrane transporter activity. The coding region runs from base 155 to 1021 and encodes 288 amino acids. The transcript is spliced from 6 exons. Gene Ontology annotation, cellular component: mitochondrion. The record is from RefSeq and is a predicted model, not a curated record.